Messenger RNA from Nerophis ophidion (straightnose pipefish), 7505 nucleotides. RefSeq names its product pre-mRNA processing factor 8 (gene prpf8). Gene Ontology annotation, biological process: mRNA splicing, via spliceosome; spliceosomal tri-snRNP complex assembly. NCBI's taxonomy places the organism in Eukaryota, Metazoa, Chordata, Actinopteri, Syngnathiformes, Syngnathidae. The transcript is spliced from 43 exons. Gene Ontology annotation, cellular component: catalytic step 2 spliceosome; U5 snRNP. The coding region runs from base 187 to 7206 and encodes 2339 amino acids. The record is from RefSeq and is a predicted model, not a curated record. Gene Ontology annotation, molecular function: U6 snRNA binding; U5 snRNA binding; protein binding.
GUGAAUCCGACUAGACGACGUACUUCGUUUGGGGCCAGCGUCGGUCCUUGUGUGCGUGAUGCAGUUUUCCGAAGGCGAGCUGCAUCAAAUAAACAUGUUUUAGCAAGCAAGAGUGCGGGGGAAACAAAGAUUGUUCACGUUUACAAAUCAUCGCAGGUGCUGCUGAGGUAGCAAGUUAGAGGCGCCAUGGCAGUUCCCUUCCCCUUCAGAGGAGUCCCUCCUGGGAUCCCACCUCCAGGUGUACCCCUUCCACCUCAGGUCCCAGACUACAUGACGGAGGAGAAAUUGCAAGAGAAAGCCCGAAAAUGGCAGCAGCUCCAGGCAAAGCGCUACUCGGAGAAGAGAAAGUUUGGCUUUGUGGAUGCUCAGAAAGAAGACAUGCCACCGGAGCAUGUCCGUAAGAUCAUCAGGGACCAUGGGGACAUGACCAACAGGAAGUUCCGGCAUGACAAGAGAGUUUACUUGGGUGCCCUCAAGUACAUGCCCCAUGCAGUUCUGAAACUCCUGGAGAACAUGCCAAUGCCCUGGGAACAGAUCAGAGACGUGCCAGUCCUCUACCACAUCACUGGGGCCAUUUCUUUUGUGAAUGAAAUACCGUGGGUCAUCGAGCCAGUCUACAUCGCCCAGUGGGGCACCAUGUGGAUCAUGAUGCGUCGAGAGAAGCGUGACCGUCGACACUUCAAAAGGAUGCGCUUCCCGCCGUUCGACGAUGAGGAGCCGCCGCUGGAUUACGCAGACAAUAUCCUGGACGUAGAACCCCUGGAGGCCAUUCAGAUGGAGAUGGAUCAAGAGGAGGACGGUUCAGUAGCGGAAUGGCUCUACGAGCACCAGCCCCUCAAAGAGACUUUAAAGUUUGUAAACGGCACCACUUACCGUCGCUGGCAGUUCACACUUCCCAUGAUGUCCACUCUGUACCGCCUGGCCAACCAGCUGCUAACAGACUUGGUGGAUUUCAACUACUUCUACCUGUUUGACCUUAAGGCCUUUUUUACGUCCAAGGCGUUAAACAUGGCCAUACCAGGGGGGCCUAAAUUUGAGCCACUCGUCCGAGACAUCAACCUCCAGGAUGAAGACUGGAAUGAGUUCAAUGACAUCAACAAGAUCAUCAUCAGGCAGCCUAUCAGGACGGAGUACAAAAUCGCAUUCCCCUACCUGUACAACAACUUGCCACACCAUGUUCACCUCACCUGGUACCAUACACCCAAUGUGGUGUUCAUCAAGACCGAAGACCCAGAUCUUCCUGCGUUUUACUUUGAUCCACUGAUCAACCCUAUUUCACACAGACAUUCAGUCAAGAGUCAAGAGCCUCUACCAGAUGACGACGAGGAGUUUGAGCUUCCCGAGUUUGUGGAGCCCUUCCUGAAGGAGACGCCACUCUACACUGACAACACCGCCAAUGGCAUCGCUCUGCUUUGGGCGCCACGGCCUUUUAAUCUUCGUUCAGGUCGCACCAGAAGAGCCAUCGAUAUCCCUCUGAUCAAAAACUGGUACCGUGAGCACUGCCCUGCUGGACAGCCGGUGAAAGUACGUGUGUCCUAUCAGAAACUGCUCAAGUACUAUGUUCUCAAUGCUCUCAAACAUAGACCACCCAAGGCCCAGAAAAAGAGGUACCUGUUCCGCUCCUUCAAGGCCACCAAGUUCUUUCAGUCCACCAAGCUGGACUGGGUGGAGGUGGGCCUGCAGGUCUGCCGACAGGGCUACAACAUGCUCAAUCUGCUUAUCCAUCGCAAGAACCUCAACUACCUGCAUCUUGAUUACAACUUCAACUUGAAGCCUGUCAAAACACUGACCACAAAGGAACGCAAAAAGUCUAGGUUUGGCAACGCUUUCCACCUCUGCAGAGAGGUGUUGCGACUCAGCAAGUUGGUGGUGGACAGCCAUGUGCAGUACAGACUGGGAAAUGUGGAUGCUUUCCAGUUGUCUGAUGGACUGCAGUACAUCUUCGCUCAUGUGGGACAGCUGACUGGCAUGUACCGCUACAAGUACAAGCUAAUGAGACAAAUCCGGAUGUGCAAAGAUCUGAAGCAUCUUAUCUACUACCGCUUCAAUACUGGUCCCGUAGGCAAGGGGCCAGGUUGUGGCUUCUGGGCGCCUGGAUGGAGGGUGUGGCUUUUCUUCAUGAGGGGCAUCACUCCCCUGCUGGAGAGGUGGCUUGGAAAUCUACUGGCCAGACAGUUUGAAGGGCGUCACUCUAAGGGUGUGGCCAAGACCGUAACCAAACAGCGCGUGGAGUCUCACUUUGAUCUGGAGUUGCGUGCUGCUGUAAUGCACGACAUCCUAGACAUGAUGCCCGAGGGCAUUAAACAGAACAAGGCCAGGACCAUUCUGCAGCAUCUCAGUGAGUCGUGGAGGUGCUGGAAGGCCAACAUCCCCUGGAAGGUGCCCGGCUUGCCAACACCCAUCGAGAACAUGAUCUUGCGUUAUGUGAAAGCCAAAGCCGACUGGUGGACCAACACGGCCCACUACAACCGCGAGCGAAUCCGUCGCGGAGCCACGGUUGACAAGACGGUCUGCAAAAAGAACCUGGGAAGACUGACUCGUCUGUAUCUGAAAGCUGAGCAGGAGCGACAGCACAACUACCUGAAGGAUGGCCCCUACAUCACAGCUGAGGAAGCUGUAGCCAUCUACACCACAACUGUUCACUGGCUGGAGAGUCGACGGUUCUCACCCAUCCCCUUCCCACCAUUGUCAUACAAGCACGACACCAAGCUACUCAUCCUGGCCCUGGAGAGGCUCAAAGAGGCUUACAGUGUGAAGUCUCGCUUAAACCAGUCUCAAAGAGAAGAACUGGGUCUGAUAGAGCAGGCAUAUGACAAUCCCCACGAGGCUUUGUCCAGGAUCAAGCGUCACCUGCUCACCCAGCGAGCCUUCAAAGAGGUGGGGAUCGAGUUCAUGGACCUGUACAGCCACCUGGUGCCGGUGUACGACGUCGAACCCCUGGAGAAGAUCACAGACGCUUACCUGGAUCAGUAUCUGUGGUAUGAAGCUGACAAGAGACGGCUGUUCCCACCCUGGAUCAAACCCGCCGACACUGAGCCACCUCCACUGCUCGUCUACAAGUGGUGCCAAGGCGUUAACAACUUGCAAGAUGUCUGGGAAACUGCAGAAGGAGAGUGUAACGUGAUGCUGGAAUCUCGCUAUGAGAAGAUGUACGAGAAGAUAGAUCUGACAUUGCUUAACAGGCUGCUGCGUCUUAUUGUGGACCACAACAUUGCUGAUUACAUGACGGCCAAGAACAAUGUGGUCAUCAACUACAAGGACAUGAAUCACACAAACUCUUACGGCAUCAUCCGGGGACUCCAGUUUGCCUCAUUCAUUGUACAGUACUAUGGUCUAGUUAUGGAUCUACUAGUGUUAGGUCUGCACCGAGCCAGCGAGAUGGCAGGUCCCCCUCAGAUGCCCAACGACUUCCUCAGUUUCCAAGACACAGCAACAGAGAGCGCCCACCCCAUCAGGCUGUACUGCCGCUACAUCGACCGCAUUCACAUCUUCUUCAGGUUUUCUGCUGACGAGGCUCGGGAUCUCAUUCAGAGGUAUCUGACAGAGCACCCUGACCCCAACAAUGAGAACAUUGUGGGCUACAACAACAAGAAGUGUUGGCCCCGUGAUGCCCGCAUGAGGCUGAUGAAGCACGAUGUCAAUCUUGGGCGUGCAGUGUUCUGGGACAUCAAGAACCGCCUGCCAAGGUCUGUGACCACAGUCCAGUGGGAGAACAGCUUUGUGUCCGUCUACAGCAAAGACAAUCCCAACCUGCUCUUCAACAUGUGUGGCUUUGAGUGCCGCAUCUUGCCCAAAUGUCGAACAAGCUAUGAGGAGUUCACCCAUAAGGACGGUGUCUGGAAUUUGCAGAAUGAGGUUACCAAAGAGAGGACAGCUCAGUGUUUCCUGCGUGUGGAUGAUGAAUCAAUGCAGCGCUUCCACAACCGAGUGCGGCAGAUCCUGAUGGCCUCUGGCUCAACCACUUUUACAAAGAUUGUGAACAAAUGGAACACAGCUCUCAUCGGUCUGAUGACCUACUUCCGUGAAGCGGUGGUCAACACCCAGGAGCUCCUGGAUCUACUGGUCAAAUGUGAGAACAAGAUUCAAACGCGUAUCAAGAUCGGUCUGAACUCCAAAAUGCCCAGUCGCUUCCCGCCUGUCGUAUUCUAUACUCCCAAGGAGUUGGGAGGCCUGGGCAUGUUGUCCAUGGGCCAUGUGCUGAUUCCACAGUCUGAUCUGCGGUGGUCCAAGCAGACAGAUGUGGGCAUCACCCAUUUCAGGUCCGGAAUGAGUCACGAAGAGGACCAACUGAUCCCAAACUUGUAUCGUUACAUUCAGCCAUGGGAAAGUGAGUUCAUUGACUCGCAGAGAGUGUGGGCAGAGUACGCCCUCAAGAGGCAAGAAGCCAUUGCACAGAACAGGCGUCUCACUUUGGAGGAUUUGGAGGACUCAUGGGACAGAGGAAUUCCACGUAUCAACACCCUUUUCCAAAAAGACAGACACACACUGGCCUAUGACAAAGGCUGGAGAGUCAGAACAGACUUUAAACAAUACCAGGUGCUGAAGCAGAAUCCCUUCUGGUGGACCCAUCAGAGGCAUGAUGGAAAACUGUGGAACCUCAACAAUUACCGGACAGAUAUGAUCCAGGCUCUGGGUGGUGUGGAAGGCAUCCUGGAACACACUCUCUUCAGAGGCACCUACUUCCCCACAUGGGAAGGUCUCUUCUGGGAGAAGGCCAGUGGCUUUGAAGAGUCCAUGAAGUGGAAGAAGCUGACCAAUGCGCAGAGAUCUGGUCUCAACCAAAUCCCCAACCGUCGCUUCACUCUUUGGUGGUCGCCCACGAUCAACAGAGCCAAUGUAUAUGUGGGUUUCCAGGUGCAACUUGACCUGACUGGAAUCUUUAUGCACGGAAAGAUCCCCACACUGAAGAUCUCCCUCAUUCAGAUCUUCAGGGCUCAUUUGUGGCAGAAGAUUCAUGAGAGUGUUGUCAUGGAUCUCUGUCAGGUUUUUGACCAGGAGCUAGAUGCUCUUGAGAUCGAGACUGUGCAGAAGGAGACCAUCCACCCCAGGAAGUCCUACAAGAUGAACUCGUCUUGUGCCGACAUCCUCCUCUUUGCAUCCUACAAGUGGAACGUCUCUCGGCCAUCUCUGCUGGCUGACUCAAAGGAUGUGAUGGACAGCACCACCACCCAAAAAUACUGGAUUGACAUCCAGCUGCGUUGGGGUGACUAUGACUCGCAUGAUAUUGAGCGCUACGCAAGAGCCAAGUUCUUGGACUACACUACGGACAACAUGAGCAUCUAUCCUUCCCCCACUGGGGUGCUCAUUGCCAUCGACUUGGCUUACAACCUUCACAGUGGUUAUGGAAACUGGUUCCCUGGCAGCAAGCCUUUGAUCCAACAGGCCAUGGCUAAGAUCAUGAAGGCCAAUCCUGCGCUGUAUGUGCUGAGGGAGCGCAUCCGCAAGGGUCUGCAACUCUACUCCUCAGAGCCCACUGAGCCCUACCUGUCCUCACAGAACUACGGGGAACUCUUCUCCAACCAAAUCAUUUGGUUUGUGGAUGACACCAAUGUCUACAGAGUCACCAUCCACAAGACAUUUGAAGGUAAUUUGACCACCAAACCCAUCAAUGGAGCCAUUUUCAUCUUCAACCCCAGGACGGGACAGCUCUUCCUUAAAAUCAUUCACACUUCUGUUUGGGCUGGACAAAAACGUCUGGGACAGCUGGCUAAAUGGAAGACUGCUGAAGAAGUAGCCGCCUUAAUCCGAUCUCUCCCAGUGGAAGAGCAACCGAAGCAGAUCAUUGUGACCAGGAAGGGCAUGUUGGACCCUCUGGAGGUCCACUUGCUUGACUUCCCCAACAUUGUGAUCAAAGGCUCUGAGUUACAGCUGCCCUUCCAGGCGUGUCUGAAGGUAGAGAAGUUUGGAGAUCUGAUUCUCAAAGCUACCGAGCCGCAGAUGGUGCUGUUCAACCUUUACGAUGACUGGCUUAAGACUAUUUCUUCGUACACAGCCUUCUCGCGACUCAUCCUGAUCCUGAGAGCGCUACACGUCAACAAUGACCGCGCCAAGGUGAUCCUCAAACCUGACAAGACGACCAUCACUGAGCCCCAUCACAUUUGGCCCACUCUCACGGACGAGGAGUGGAUCAAGGUGGAAGUGCAACUUAAAGACCUCAUUCUGGCCGACUAUGGCAAGAAGAACAACGUGAACGUGGCUUCCCUGACCCAGUCUGAGAUCCGUGACAUCAUUCUGGGAAUGGAGAUUUCGGCUCCCUCGCAGCAGCGCCAGCAAAUUGCUGAGAUUGAGAAGCAGACCAAAGAGCAGUCGCAGCUCACCGCCACACAGACACGCACCGUCAACAAACACGGCGAUGAGAUCAUCACAUCCACCACCUCCAACUACGAGACGCAGACCUUCUCCUCCAAGACCGAGUGGAGAGUCAGGGCUAUAUCUGCUGCCAAUCUCCAUCUCCGAACCAACCACAUUUACGUGUCAUCGGAUGACAUCAAGGAGACGGGAUACACUUACAUCCUGCCCAAGAACGUCCUCAAGAAGUUCAUCUGCAUUUCAGACUUGCGAGCACAGAUUGCAGGCUACUUGUACGGCACCAGUCCACCCGACAACCCGCAAGUAAAGGAGAUCCGUUGUAUUGUCAUGGUACCUCAGUGGGGGACCCACCAGACGGUCCAUCUGCCCAAUCAGCUGCCGGGACAUGAAUAUCUGAAAGAAAUGGAGCCCCUCGGUUGGAUCCACACGCAACCUAACGAGUCGCCACAGUUGUCGCCCCAAGAUGUCACCACUCAUGCCAAAGUCAUGGCUGACAACCCCUCUUGGGAUGGAGAAAAGACCAUUAUCAUCACCUGCAGCUUCACGCCAGGCUCGUGCACGCUGACGGCCUACAAGCUGACGCCCAGCGGCUACGAGUGGGGCAGGCAGAACACGGACAAGGGAAACAACCCGAAAGGCUACCUGCCGUCCCACUAUGAGCGAGUCCAGAUGCUGCUCUCCGAUCGCUUCCUGGGCUUCUUCAUGGUGCCGGGCCAGGUUUCAUGGAACUACAACUUCAUGGGCGUGCGCCAUGACCCCAACAUGAAGUACGACCUGCAGCUGGCCAACCCCAAGGAGUUCUACCACGAAGUCCAUCGACCGUCGCACUUCCUCAACUUUGCCUCUCUGCAGGAGGGAGAGAUCUACAACGCUGACCGUGAGGACAUGUUUAAUUGAGUUGACCACAAUCAGCCGUGUAAAAAUUGUACUAAACAUCUUUGUUUGGACUUUAAAAGUAGAAUCUUAGUCUUGUUACCCUUUCACAUAUUUCUUUCACUUCGGUUUCCACAGUCGCUCAAGUUGCAGUGAAACUUUAGCGUCACAUUGUUUGAUUUGAGCGGUUUAUGAUACAUAAAUUAUGUGUUUGUGUAAUAUCUUGGAAUGUUGGCAUCAAUGAUUACCAUGUUAGUUACGUGCUCUUAUUCCGUGACAUUGUAGUUUGGCUUUAAAUAAAGAUGACCCUUUUUAUACAUUUA